Eurypyga helias (sunbittern) is the source of this 529-nucleotide messenger RNA. RefSeq names its product cytosolic Fe-S cluster assembly factor narfl-like. The record is from RefSeq and is a predicted model, not a curated record. Gene Ontology annotation, molecular function: 4 iron, 4 sulfur cluster binding. NCBI's taxonomy places the organism in Eukaryota, Metazoa, Chordata, Aves, Eurypygiformes, Eurypygidae. Gene Ontology annotation, cellular component: cytosolic [4Fe-4S] assembly targeting complex. Gene Ontology annotation, biological process: iron-sulfur cluster assembly.
GUUCAGGAGUGCGGCAGGAGAGGAGCUCACUGGCCACUCGGGAGGCGGGUCGGGUGGUUACCUGGAGCACGUCUACACGUACGCAGCCAAGGAACUCUUUGGCAUUGAAGUGGACGCGAUUCAGUACAAACCUUUAAAAAACAAGGACUUCCAGGAGGUGACACUGGAGAAGGAUGGAGUUGUCCUGCUCCAGUUUGCUUUGGCGUAUGGCUUUCGGAACAUCCAGAACUUGGUGCAAAAGCUGAAACGAGGGAAGUCGCCCUAUCACUACGUGGAGGUCAUGGCCUGCCCGUCAGGCUGUUUAAACGGCGGGGGUCAGAUCAAACCGGAGGGCGAAUCCAGCAAGGACCAGCUUCAGCAAGUUGAGAGGCUGUAUGAGUCUCUGCAGACCGAAAUUCCCGAGAAGAACCCGACUAUAAACGAACUGUACGAGCAGUGGCUGGGCGAGUCGGCCGCGGCCGCGAAAGCCCUGCGCACGCAGUACCACGCGGUGGAGAAGGCGGGUGCCAGGUUCAACAUCAAGUGGUGA